Messenger RNA from Drosophila willistoni, 2057 nucleotides. RefSeq names its product separin (gene Sse). The transcript is spliced from 6 exons. NCBI's taxonomy places the organism in Eukaryota, Metazoa, Arthropoda, Insecta, Diptera, Drosophilidae. Bases 105 to 2012 code for a protein of 635 amino acids. The record is from RefSeq and is a predicted model, not a curated record. Gene Ontology annotation, biological process: meiotic chromosome separation; proteolysis. Gene Ontology annotation, molecular function: cysteine-type endopeptidase activity. Gene Ontology annotation, cellular component: nucleus; mitotic spindle; cytoplasm.
AGUGUUUUUUUUUUGUAUCAGCCAGCCUGGUCACACUAAAAUGUUUGGCGUUUUUAAUUUGUUUAGGAAACUUUUAAAUAAUAGCACCGCUAAUAAAUAACAAUAUGGAACUAAUGGACAGUCUUCUGCUAAGCAGUUACCACAAUGCCGAUUUGGGACCAGAGGCUAAAGAAAAUAAUUUGCUGAAAGCGGAUGAAGAGUAUCGCAAUAAUAGACUGGAUCAUUCAAUUUACUAUCAAGUUAGGGCACAAUUCCAUUCAACUGAUUUGCGUUAUCUCAGUGAACUGGAACAAUUGGAUCAUUUUCGGCCAAACAUCAAAGAUUUAUUGGCAAAUGCCAGUGGAAAGGAGCAAAAGGAUUAUAAACGAAAUAAAUUCUUUCAGAAUAUAUUGGUAAAUCUUAAAGAUGAGAAAAGAAGCCGCAAUAAGAAUAAGAAACGCUCUCUACCAACUGGCUCCAUGACAAAAUUCGACUUCCUAGAGGAUAUUAGACAACCCUCGGAUGGCUGGGAACGCAUCACAGACAUCUGCCGGCAAUUGCCCAAUGAAUGGUGUGUGAUACAAUUGACCAAGAGUUACAAUCCAUCAACCACAUAUUCACUCUACAAUGAGAUCGCCUCAUCGAAGGGUUCCAUCUAUUUGGCCAUGCUGCGACAUUGCCGCUCACCUGAAUUGGAACCCACCUGUUUGAAAGUCACCAAUGAACGCCUGGUGGAAGUUUUCCAGGAAUAUAGCACACUGGUCGAACGAUUUCGUCGUGUGGUCAAUGUGGAUCCCAUUCUGGCCAAGAAUAAGGAGACUAAACGAAAAUACUGGGUGGAUCUACAUGAGUUUGGUAAAGUGCUUGAGAAAUUAAUCGCUGACUUGCGUGAGAUAAUCCUACCCUAUGCCUUCCUCUUUCUGGGCAAACGAUAUCCAACCAAAUCGGUAACCAAACUCAGUCAACAGAUCUUUCGAGAAGUCGAUGAAUUCUGUGAGCAACAUAAAUGGAAUCAACAUCAACGCAUAAUACUAUCGCAAGCCGCUUAUCAUGCCAAUCAUAUCAAGAAAGCGGAUAUUGCAGUGUUAUCUUGGAAAUUGGCUUCGGAUAAUGAAGAGGCUAUGCAACUGGUCGAAGACCUGCUAAACAAAUGGUCCCAGAGUUGGGAAGAACUGAAAGAAUUGACAAGCCAUAAGCGAUUCCCCACUAUUCUCAUAGUCGAUGAACGUUUGGAUCACUUCCAUUGGGAGCAGUUGGCCACAACACAAGAAUUUAGCCGGGUGAAAUCUUUGCAUUUGCUUUGGCGACUCUAUCAAUGGCAUAAACCGAAUAUCCAUCAUGGUUACUAUACUGUCAACAUCCAAAGCGGAAUAUCUGUCAUCAAUCCCGAUGGGGAUUUGCCAAAUUCUGGCCGCAGAUUGCGUGGCUUCUUUGAGUAUUGGCUGGGCCAUUGGCGGAAUAUGUUUGAAACAGUUCCCACCGAAGAUGUCAUAGUCAAGGAAGUCUUCAAAUCAAAAUGCUUUGUUUACGCUGGUCAUGGAUCUGGGCUUCAAUAUAUCAGCGGUCGAACCAUUUGCCGUUGUCGCGUUGAGGGCAUAGUUUUUCUUUUCGGCUGCGAUUCUACAAAAAUUUUGGGUACAGGCUUGCAUAGUGCCCUGUAUGGUAGCCACGAUUAUUAUCACGGUGCCUUAUGCCCCACCAUAGUGGGCACUUUAAUGCCAGCCUUGGAUUCGAAUAUAGACAAUAUAUCUUCUAGCAUCUUAAGUAAAUUUCUAGCUCCAUCGCAUAGAAAAGUGAUGCCUUGGUCGGAAAUUGAUACCGUAACUUGGGUGAAAAAGGGUUUGGUGCAAGCUCAAGAUGAAUCAAAUCCACAAUACUUGGAUCAAUAUGCCGACUAUCAAAUGGGAAGCCUGCCAGCAAUUAUAUCUCGUGUCCAGCAAGGUCUAAUUGAUCCAGUAAUCUUUAAUUGUUGCAUUUAUGUUUGUCGUGGUCUGCCGGCUUGGAAUCUGUCUGUCCAGAAAAUGCCUUUUUAGUGAAUGAAUUUAAAGAAAAUAAAUAAAUAAAAUAUCUAAAAGAAA